AUGUGUGUCCUUUUUCCAUUCUCUCUAACUGGUAGAGCUAGUAAAUGGCUUAAAACUUUGCCACCUGCGUCCUUAAAGACGUGGAAAGAGUGUAGAGAGGCUUUCCUAAGUCAUUUUUACACCAGAGAUCGUUCCAAUCUCUUAAGGGACAAGAUCCAAAAAUUCCAGCAGAAGGACACAGAAGAUCUCUAUGACGCCUGGGAAAGAUUCAGAGAUUACCAAAGAGAUUGCCCACACCAUGGUUUCUCCGAGGAGCGUCUGAUGACCAUCUUCUACCAUGGAUUUAAUGAAGAACUGAAGUUUUCUUUGGAUGCCUCUAGCAAUGGAGACUUUUCCACUAGAACUAUAAGAGAAGGCAUCCAGAAGAUUCUUAGUGUGAUUGAUCAUAUUCAUAACUCUGAUGAGGGAAACAAUCAUAGCAAGCCCUACAUCGAGAAGAUGAACAACCUUGAGGUGGAGAGGAACUUCCAAAAUCAGGAGAUGAUGCAAAUCGCUGAUGUUUACCAGAUUGAAGAGGCUGAGCAGAAUCAACCCCACCAGGGGUGGGAGCCUUUCAACCGCGGCAAGACCGAUCUCCACCGUGGGUGGGAAGCUUUUGACCGCGGCCAAGAGGAAUUUCACCGCGGGUCAGAGCACUUCACCCGCGGCAAGCCUAGUCUUCAACCUCCUUUCCAAACCUUUUUCGAGCAAACCCAUUCUGAUCAAUCCAAUCCCACAAUACCUCCUUAUUAUCCUUUCUCCAAGAUUGAAGAGCUUGAAAAAGAGGUUAAUAGACUCAAAGAGGAGAUGGAAAGUCAAUCAAAAAGACAUGAGGAUUCUAUUAACAAGCUCUCCACACUUUUUCUCCUCCAGAUUAGUGAUGAAUCAAAAGAGUUGGAUUCCUCCGUUAAUGACCUUGAUGAACCUUUUUCUGAAAGAAUAAACGAAUGGGAGACCUCUGAUCACUUAAAAGCAAUCACCCUCAGGAGUGGUUUAGCUUACAAGGAGCCAGAGUACCCAAAGUAUUUCGAAGAAGGAGAUGCAGUAGUCGGGAAAGAGGGAGAAAAGGAAAAGAAAGACACUUCUCAAGAAAUUGCUGAAGAAGAACCUAUGCCACCUCCUCUUACUCGUGUCUACAAGCCCAAACCACCAUACCCACGAGCUUUGAAAGGACCAAAGAAGGAGAAAGAAAGGGCUAAGCUGAAAGAGAUAGUCGAGCAGUUAAAUGUAAGAUUACCUUUCAUUGAAGCUUGUGCAAUGAUACCUGCUCUUAGGAAAUACAUGAAGGGCAUUCUAACAAAUUCUAUAGCAUUAGAAGAAGGUGUUAUGAUGAUAACUCAUGAAUGUAGUUCCAUCUUACAAAACCAUAUCCCCUAG
This is a messenger RNA of Eutrema salsugineum, 1356 nucleotides long. RefSeq lists its product as uncharacterized. The transcript is spliced from 2 exons. Bases 1 to 1356 code for a protein of 451 amino acids. Lineage: Eukaryota; Viridiplantae; Streptophyta; Magnoliopsida; Brassicales; Brassicaceae. The record is from RefSeq and is a predicted model, not a curated record.